GCUAAAUCGGCGAGUUUGACGAAGAAGAUUUUGGAGAGUAGAGAGUUGGAGAGGCAGGAGUUGGAGAGGAUGGCUGCAGGGAGGACAGAAGAGGAGGCGAAGAAAUCGGGGGUGGGCAAGAAGAAUGACCCUGCGAAGAAGGCUGCUCCGGCUAAAAAGGAUGCUCCUGCGAAGAAGCAGGCAAUUACGACGGAGAGUGAUGCGGCCAGCAAGCAACCUGUUCCGAAGAGCGGACCUAAAGUCAAGGAUGAGCCGAACGUCAAGCAGAAGGCGAAGCUGAAGAAAGAACCUGCUGUCAAGAAGGAGCCCGCCGUAAAGAAAGAACCCGCUGUCAAGAAAGAACCCGCUGUCAAGAAAGAACCAGCUGUGAAAAAGGAGCCUGCCAUCAAAAGGGAACCAGCCAUGAAGAAGGAGCCUACUGUCAAAAAAGAACCCGGCGUCAAAAAAGAGCCAGACACCAAGAAAGAACCAGCCGCGAAGAAGGAGCCUGCUAUCAAGAAAGAACCCGACGUCAAAAAAGGACCAACCAUAAAGCGAGAACAUCAAAACGACAUCGAAAGUCACACUCCCAGCUUUGUAGCAAAUGCCUUCUACAAUCUUACAUGUCCUGCUAUCUCUGAAGAUUGGCCAUAUCAGAGCCAGGGGAUGAACCUCCGCCUCCGAGGCGAUCACGACAACGGCUGUCUUUGGGGUAACUUACAAUCUUUUGGCCCCUGGUCUGGAAUCAUCUGCGUAGACGUACAACAUGGACUUUUCUUCGGCACGGAGCUACAGUUCCGCUGGCGUAUGCGCGAUGACGAUACAGGCGAGCUGCUCUUCCGGCGCGACCAGCUCGGCGUGCUGAUGUUCUUCGCCGAUGGAGAUAUGCAAGGUCGCAUAUACGGAUUGCAUGGAGAGGAGAUGGUCUUUUGGGGAACGCGGCGGAUUGGCCCGGCUGGUGGUGGGACUGCGCAGCAGUUCAAGGCGGAGUGGGAUGGGUUCGUGCAGCAAGCUUAUGGGGGGGAGAGGGGUUGGUGAAACUGAAAUCAUGAAUAUAUAAAAGCUUUGGCGGUACUUUCAAAAGUACAUUAAAAGCAUUCUCACGCUGAUAAGGAUGUCGAUAUGGAUACUGAAGGCGUCAAUAUGGGGACAUGUACGUGUCAUACACAAGGUCGCGGGAUUGGAAAGGUCGGUAUGUUUAGAUCAAGCGGUAAUGCCUUGUACAAAGUCGAUAUUUUGUAUCAAAGGUGUGUGAUAAGUAUGAGCAUAGUUUUUAGCCCUCCCAUUCUUGAUUCUAGCUUCUUUCAUACCAUAAACUUCCUAGUGCAGCCUUUUUGCAUAGCUUCAUCAAAACUCCGAAAACCUCGAGCC
Molecule: messenger RNA, 1350 nt
Organism: Mytilinidion resinicola
Lineage: Eukaryota; Fungi; Ascomycota; Dothideomycetes; Mytilinidiales; Mytilinidiaceae
Exons: 1
Coding region: 70-1017 (315 amino acids)
Source: RefSeq, a predicted model, not a curated record